AAAAAGGAAUUUUUCACUAUAAAAAAAGGAUACAAUAGACAAAUAAAAGGAGUAAAUUGAAUAAUCUGGGAAAAGAAAUGACCUUCAAAAGCUGAUAAAUUCUCGUUGCACAAAAAAUGAAUAUUAAAGAAAAAGAGAAAAACUUGCGAGGAGAGGAAUAGAAAGAAAAAGUAUAUGUAUUACAAAAGAUUUGAAAUUCAAACACGUCAGAAUUACGGAGAUAAACGAUGCUCAUCGAAAAUAGACGACCAUCAAAAGCGCUCGAUAAAUACACACGUGCAUUACACACUUGUCAGUGAAAAAUUAUAAUCACUGGACUAAACAGCAAUUGUCAGUUGGAUUUUUAUUUUAAUCUCAAGUGAUACACACGUAGGUGUUGUUGUUAAUUUUUUUUUUAUUUAAUAAUGAUGCUCGGAGUUUCUGGCAGUGGUGCUAUUGUCGCUUUGCUUCUUCUUCUGGUAAUUAUUUGCACAGUGAGCGAAGGUGCCAGAUAUCGGGCAAAAUUUAUCAUCUUUAUAAUAUUGAGCGCAAUUUCAUCGACAUGGUGUAUUCCAUUCAUGUUCAUUAAAAUAGGCGACUGGAGAAACGCAUUAAUACCAGCAUGGGGAUGUAGACAAGUAGCAAAAUUGCUGGGAAUGGAUUUUCAUAUUCGUGGGAAAGAAAAUAUUGUUCGUGAUUCAGGAUGCAUUGUUUUUGUCAAUCAUCAAAGUUCCUUGGAUCUUUGCGUAUUGGCUGAACUUUGGCCCGUUCUUGAACGUUGCACUGUGAUUUCGAAGAAACAAGUUCUCUAUUUGGGAACAUUUGGAUUAGCCUCGUGGCUUUGGGGCACAAUAUUUAUUGAUCGUGUUAAAGGCGCUGAAUCACAUUCCACUCUUAAUUCAACUGCUGAAAUUAUCAAAGCAAGACGGGCAAAAGUUCUCAUGUUUCCUGAAGGAAAGAGACAUUCCUCAACGACUCUGCUUCCAUUCAAGAAAGGAGGAUUUCACGUUGCAAUUGCUUCUCAAGUUCCAAUACAACCAGUCGUCGUUUCGAAAUAUUACUAUUUAAACGAUAAAUCAAAAAAAUUCGAUUCCGGGAAAAGCUACAUUACGAUUCUUCCCGCAAUUUCAACGACUAAUCUCACAAAAGACGAUCUACCUCAAUUAAUAGAAAAAACGUACGAAACAAUGAACACAGCUUUCAAACAAUCGACACAGGAAGUAAUUACAGAACACAUUGAAAAUUUGAAAGUCGAGUAAAUGAAGAAAAAUUUUUGAAAAAGAAAACUUAAGACACAAAAAUUCCAAGAAACAUCAAAAUAUUUUUGAAAAUAAUUAUCUCGCACAAUCUCUUUUUGAAAGAAAAAGUGAAAUUUUUUGUGAUAUUGGCAGAUCUUUGCCUAAAUUCCUGCUCAUUCAUCGAUGUUAAACUGCCAAUUUAAGAAAAAAAAGGUAUUUAUCCAUAUUAGAAAAAAAAUAUUUAACAUCGAAAUUUCUUUCUUAGAAAGAAAAAUGUUUUUCGGAAAAAAUUUAAAUUAAUACAGAAAGAAAGUAUUUCUUCUUGAAAAGAAGAAGUUAAUUCAAUUUUUUCUAAAGAAAAAUGAAGAAUUCUGUGAUUUUUAAUAAUCUUGUGACAAAGAUAG
Leptopilina heterotoma is the source of this 1621-nucleotide messenger RNA. RefSeq names its product 1-acyl-sn-glycerol-3-phosphate acyltransferase beta (gene Agpat2). The coding region runs from base 405 to 1238 and encodes 277 amino acids. Gene Ontology annotation, molecular function: 1-acylglycerol-3-phosphate O-acyltransferase activity. Gene Ontology annotation, biological process: phosphatidic acid biosynthetic process. The transcript has 7 exons. NCBI's taxonomy places the organism in Eukaryota, Metazoa, Arthropoda, Insecta, Hymenoptera, Figitidae. The record is from RefSeq and is a predicted model, not a curated record. Gene Ontology annotation, cellular component: endoplasmic reticulum; membrane.